UCCCGCCUUCGGCUUGGGGUCCACCUCCCGGCCUUUCUUCCGCCGAGAGUCAAAGUGUCGGCAUGCUGCCGUAAAGCAGGUCGCGGGUUGCCGCGUCACCGAAGAUGGCGGCUGCGGCGGUGAACGGUGCGAGUGGUGUCCCGAGCUCCGGGCCCGCGGCCCCGUCGGGCGCAGUCCUCCAGGCCGCAGCUGGCAUGUACGAGGAACUCAAAGGCGAGUGGAACCGUAAAAGCCCGAAUCUUAGCAAGUGCGGAGAAGAACUGGGUCGCCUCAAGCUGGUUCUGCUAGAGCUCAACUUCCUGCCAACCACAGGGACCAAGCUAACCAAACAACAGCUUAUUCUGGCCCGGGACAUCCUGGAGAUCGGGGCCCAGUGGAGUAUCCUAUGCAAGGACAUCCCCUCUUUUGAGCGCUACAUGGCUCAGCUCAAAUGCUACUACUUUGAUUACAAGGAGCAGCUCCCUGAGUCUGCUUAUAUGCACCAGCUUCUGGGCCUCAACCUGCUCUUUCUGCUGUCUCAGAAUCGUGUGGCUGAGUUCCACACAGAGUUGGAGCGUCUGCCUGCCAAGGACAUCCAGACCAAUGUCUACAUCAAGCACCCUGUGUCCCUUGAGCAAGUGAGGCUGGGCAGGGAAAGGGAGGCCCUGCUGAGGUGGGUACAGUACUUGAUGGAGGGGAGCUAUAACAAGGUGUUCCUGGCCAAGGGAAAUAUCCCUGCUGACAGCUACACCUUCUUCAUCGACAUCCUCCUGGAUACUAUCAGGGAUGAGAUUGCAGGAUGCAUUGAGAAGGCUUAUGAGAAAAUCGUUUUCACUGAGGCCACCCGGAUCCUCUUCUUUAAUACACCCAAAAAGAUGACGGACUAUGCCAAGAAGAGAGGAUGGGUCCUGGGCCCGAACAACUACUACAGCUUUGCCAGCCAGCAGCAGAAGCCAGAAGACACUACCAUCCCUUCCACUGAACUGGCCAAACAGGUCAUUGAAUAUGCCCGGCAACUGGAGAUGAUCGUCUGAGCUUUGGCUGGGGUGGAUGGGCAGGGCCAGUCCCAAGCGUCCCAGUGCCGGCUGGCCUCCAAUAAAAGUGGAUAAACCUCUC
This is a messenger RNA of Jaculus jaculus (lesser Egyptian jerboa), 1095 nucleotides long. It is a transcript of the gene Psmd8, whose product is annotated as proteasome 26S subunit, non-ATPase 8. The coding region runs from base 105 to 1013 and encodes 302 amino acids. The transcript has 7 exons. NCBI's taxonomy places the organism in Eukaryota, Metazoa, Chordata, Mammalia, Rodentia, Dipodidae. The record is from RefSeq and is a predicted model, not a curated record. Gene Ontology annotation, biological process: proteasome-mediated ubiquitin-dependent protein catabolic process. Gene Ontology annotation, cellular component: nucleus; proteasome regulatory particle, lid subcomplex; cytosol.